AUGCAGCGGGAGCAAGUGCUGCAGCAGCAGCAGCAGCAGCAUGGAGAGCAGCGUGCUGCUGCUGCUGCACCCGCUGUAAUCUUUGCAGGGGCCCCCCAGCAGGGGUGCUCCCUGCAGCAGCAGCAGCAACAGCAGCAGCAACCGAGCCAGCUGGAGCACCCGCCGCAGCAUCAGCUGCUGCAUACGCAGCACAUGCAGCCGCAGCAACUGCAGCCACAGCCCCUGCAGCCGCAGCAACUGCAGCCGCAGCAGCUGCAGCAGCAGCAGCUGCAGCAGCAAAUGCAGCAGCAGCACCUGCAACCUUCUCAAGCCGUAGGAGGCCCUGCCUUCAUGCAUGAGGGGCCCCCUUGGGGGGCCCCUGCUGCUCUGGGGGCCCCCUCAGCUUUGUGUCCACCGCAGCAGCAGCAGCAGCAGCACUUGGGCUUUGGAGCUGCUGCGGGAGCCGCAGCAGCAGCACCGCAGCAGCAGCGCAGCAGCAGCGACCCCAACGCAGCUGCAGCAGCAGCACCUACAGGCUUUCCUGCUGCUCCCUAUGCGUCACCUGCUGCAGGAGCAGCAGGCAUUCCUGUGAACUCGCAGCAGCAGCAGCAGCAGCUGCUAGCAGGCCGGCGCAUGCAGGCAUACGCUCCGCUGCCGGCUCACGCUGCUGCUGCUGCUGCAGACCCUGCAGCAGCAGCAGCAGCAGCACCAGGAUCAGUACGCUACGCAGCGCCUCCGGGGGCCCCCAGGGGCCCCUACGGGUGCAGCCCCAGCCCAAACCCUUAUUACUUGAGGGCUCCCGGGGCUGCGGGCCCUUACCCUGCUGCUGCUGCUGCUGCUGCUGCUCCAGGGUUUGCUGCCUUUGGGGGGCCCCAGCAGCAGCCGCAGCAGCAGCAGGCACACCUCAUGACGGCACAGAUGCAACAGCAGCAGAUGCAGCAGCAGCAGAUGCAGCAGCAGCAGCAGAUGCAGCAGCAGCAGAUGCAGCAGCAGCAGAUGCAGCAGCAAACCAUGCUGCACUGGCAGCAGCAGCAGCAACAGCAGCAGCAGCAGCGUAGUAGUCAUUCGGGCGGGUGGGGGGUGGGGCAGGGGCCGCAGCAGCAGCCGCCCCCUCGGCAGCAACUGCAGCAGCAGCCACUGCAGCAGCAGCAGCUGCAGCAGCAGCAGGAGCUGCUGUACCCUUCAGCCCCGCAGGCAGCAGCAACGGCCCCGCGAAUGCACGCGGGGCAGCAGCAGGCGGCGCCUGCUGCGUCGAGUCACCGCAGCAGCAGCAGCAGCAGCAGCCACUGCAGCAUCAGCAGCAGCAGCAGCAGACGGUCGCUGGCGAUGGACGUGCCGCAGCAACCCGGGCCGCUGCUGCAGCGCUGCCACGGCUCGCUGCUGCAGCAGGAAGCAGCAUGGAUGGCCCGGGACUUUUAUUACGAAAGGCGGUGGCGGCAGCAGCUGCUGCUGCGGCUCAGCAGCAGCGCCACUGCAGCAGCAAGAGUCAAGCGCCUGCGGCAGCAGCAGGAAGACAGGCGCGUUCUUGCUGCUCCCUGGGCAGCAGCAGUUGAGACGCUCUACAUAGCGCUCUGUCGGCAA
Messenger RNA from Eimeria tenella, 1560 nucleotides. RefSeq lists its product as uncharacterized. NCBI's taxonomy places the organism in Eukaryota, Apicomplexa, Conoidasida, Eucoccidiorida, Eimeriidae. The annotation marks the transcript as partial. The record is from RefSeq and is a predicted model, not a curated record. The transcript is spliced from 3 exons.